This is a messenger RNA of Vanrija pseudolonga, 668 nucleotides long. Its product is annotated as Ubiquitin-conjugating enzyme E2. Gene Ontology annotation, biological process: protein polyubiquitination. The coding region runs from base 126 to 569 and encodes 147 amino acids. The record is from RefSeq and is a predicted model, not a curated record. Gene Ontology annotation, cellular component: nucleus. Gene Ontology annotation, molecular function: ubiquitin conjugating enzyme activity. Lineage: Eukaryota; Fungi; Basidiomycota; Tremellomycetes; Trichosporonales; Trichosporonaceae. The transcript is spliced from 8 exons.
CACUUAUCCAUUCUCCUCGUCGUUCCUACAUCCAUCAGACGUUUGACUCGUCACCUUUCAACAACCUUCUCUCUCUCAACACCCUUCACACUUUCUGUCGACCGCUACUGCAUUUGUUUAGCAUCAUGGCCCUCAAGCGCAUUAACAAGGAGCUCAUCGACCUUGGCCGUGACCCCCCAAGCUCGUGCUCGGCCGGCCCCAUCGGCGACAACCUUUUCCAGUGGCAGGCGACCAUCAUGGGCCCCGCUGACUCGCCAUACUCGGGUGGUGUCUUCUUCCUCUCUCUGACCUUCCCCACCGACUACCCCUUCAAGCCCCCCAAGGUUUCGUUCACCACCAAGAUCUACCACCCGAACAUCAACGCCAACGGCUCGAUCUGCCUGGACAUUCUGAGGGAACAGUGGAGCCCUGCUCUGACCAUCUCGAAGGUGCUCCUGUCGAUCUGCUCGAUGCUCACCGACCCCAACCCUGACGACCCGCUUGUCCCGGAGAUUGCGCACACCUACAAGACCGACCGUGCGCGCUACGAGGCGACUGCCAGGGAAUGGACCAGGAAGUACGCCACCUAAGCGCGUCCCUUCAAGUCGUCGUAACCCAGUCAUGAGCCAUGCAGAUUCUCACGUCUACGAGCAACUAGUAGUGACAUGUUGCAUUUGUUAACUGUCCCG